AGCCAAUCCCACCGGGCCGUGGUCAGCAGCCGCCCUGCCUGUCUGUCUGGAGAGUGAAAUGAACCGGUUCCUCCCCACAAAGCCCGUAUUAAUUUUACCUACAUGGAUCAUCAGCCGGGCUUGAACCCAGAAUGUAAAGGAGAUGGAAUUUUCAUGGCAAUCGUGGUCAGUGGAAGAUUGAAGGCCCCAGACCCCGUGGUCGCCCGGCUCUCAGCCUGAUGCACCUUCCUCAAGGCUGCAGGGUAUGUUGAGGUGACCUGUCCCCCCAUCUCCACAGAGACACAGACAAGCUGGGAGCUGCGUGAUGCUUGGCCAGGCUGAAGGUUCCUGGGUUUCUUGGGUUUUGCAAAGCCCUCUGCUUGCUUUGGCCGCACUAGAUUUUGCCUGCAGAUUAGAGACAAGAUGCGUGGGAUGCAGAAAGAUAUGAGCCAUGUUGGCUUCCUGUAGCUGGAGCCACCAGACGAGUUCCUCAUUUGGGGCUCAGUGGAGCUGGGCACCGGCGUGUUGGUGGCAGCGCUGAGGGGGCCCCUCGCUGCCCCCAUCAUGGCAUCUGCUCUCACUGUCCUUGUCCUUGCACUGGCUGGAUCCCUGCUCGCCGGCCGCCUGCCCACCAAGGAGCCCAGCUACCCCAAACCCAACAUCUCCCUGAGCCCCAGCGCGGGGGUCACCCUGGGGGGAGCCGUGACCAUCCGGUGUGAGUGUCGGUGUCGGGGAGCGAGGGUCCUUCUGAUUAAAGCUGGAGACCCGAACGCACGGCGCUCGAUGGACCCCAUGGGGGACGUGGCUGAGUUUCUCAUCCGCAGCGUGAGCCGGAGAGCCGCAGGGAACUACAGCUGCCAAUAUAGCACCACAUUGGACUCCCCCGUCUGGUCAGAGCCCAGCGACCCCGUGGAGCUGGUGGUAACAGGGAAAGGACCAGCCCUGAGACAGAGCAGGGAGUCCGAGGCUGCAGCCACAGUCUGCGCCCUCGUGCGUGAACGAAAGCAGCUGGAUGUCCUGCCCCAGGAGCCCGACCCCGGCGCCGAGGGACUCACCUACGCCGAGCUGGACGGCCGGGCGCUGCAGGGCAAGCGGGGGGGCCCGGCCCCUGCCCCCGAGCCUGCCCAGCCCAGCGUGUACGCUGCCAUCAGUAAGAGUUCUGAGAAAGCUCAAAAACUUGUGCUGGAUGCUGAUGGGGACGAAUUCACCAUCCCCAGCGACGAAUUCACCAUCCCCAGCGCCAGGCGGGAAGACGCAGGAGCCUACAGCUGCCAAUCCCACGCCCUAUGGGAGCCGCCCAACAGGUCGUACGCCAGUGGCAUCGUGCGGCUCAUUGUUGCAGAGACCUACUACUCCAAACCCUCCAUCUCCCUGCGCUCCAGCACGGGGGUGACCCCGGGGGGAGCUGUGACCAUCCAGUGUCGGGGUCGGUACCAGAACAUGAGGUUCCUUCUGUACAAAGAUGGAAACUCGACCGCGCUGCAGGUCGCGGAGCCGGCUGGGAACGUGGCUGAGUUUUCCAUCCACAGUGUGAGACGCAGAGACGCAGGGAGCUACCGCUGCCGAUAUAGCAGCAAAACGGACCCGUCUGCUUCUUCGCAUCCCAGUGACCCCGUGGAGCUGGUGGUAGCAGAGGGAACCGACCCAGCUGGGACCCAGCAGCCGGAUCCCCCCACGACAGAGCCGGCGAGAGAAGGGGGAACCGACCCAACUCCGCUGGGAAUGACGACGGCUCCCACCCAACCAGGCAGCGCGUGUCCAGGUCCUGUGGUCUAUAGGAUUUGCCUGCUUGCUUGCAUAUAUGUAUCAUUUCUUAUAGUUUAAGUACCUUAUAUACUCGUUCAUAAGCCGAAUAUUUUUUGGUAAAAAAGUGACGCAUCC
Messenger RNA from Mauremys mutica (yellowpond turtle), 1860 nucleotides. RefSeq names its product immunoglobulin superfamily member 1-like. The transcript is spliced from 11 exons. Lineage: Eukaryota; Metazoa; Chordata; Testudines; Geoemydidae. The record is from RefSeq and is a predicted model, not a curated record. The coding region runs from base 544 to 1803 and encodes 419 amino acids.